UCUUCAGCACCACGGUUGUGGACAGCGCCCCAAGCAGGCUGCUGAUCCCACGCCCAUUCCUCUCUCAAUCUCUGCCAGACCUGCUGCUACUGCACAGCUAGUCCCCCCUGUUGCAGAGAAAGGAAAUUACAUCGGAUCCAUGCAGCCGGCAAUGAUGAUGUUUUCAAGUAAAUACUGGGCAAGGAGAGGGUUGUCCUUGGAUUCAGCUGUGCCUGAAGAGCAUCAGCUACUUGGCAGCUUAACACUAAGUAAAGCUAACUCUGGCAAAAAUGAUGACAAGAAAGGCAACAAGGGAAGCAGCAAAAGUGAAACUGCUACCGAAAGUGGCAAGACAGCAGUUGUAUUCUCCUUGAAAAAUGAAGUUGGUGGAUUGGUAAAAGCGCUGAGGCUCUUUCAGGAGAAACAUGUCAACAUGGUUCACAUCGAAUCUAGGAAAUCCCGACGAAGGAGUUCCGAGGUUGAAAUCUUCGUGGACUGUGAGUGUGGCAAAACAGAAUUCAACGAGCUCAUUCAGUUGCUGAAAUUUCAAACCACAAUUGUGACGCUGAAUCCGCCAGAGAACAUUUGGACAGAGGAAGAAGAGCUAGAGGAUGUGCCCUGGUUCCCCCGGAAGAUCUCUGAGUUAGACAAAUGCUCUCACAGAGUUCUCAUGUAUGGUUCUGAGCUUGAUGCCGACCACCCAGGAUUUAAGGACAAUGUCUAUCGACAGAGAAGAAAGUAUUUUGUGGAUGUGGCCAUGGGUUAUAAAUAUGGUCAGCCCAUCCCCAGGGUGGAGUACACGGAAGAAGAAACUAAAACCUGGGGCGUCGUAUUCCGGGAGCUCUCCAAACUGUAUCCCACUCACGCCUGCCGAGAGUAUUUGAAAAACUUCCCCCUGCUGACUAAAUACUGCGGCUACAGGGAGGACAACGUGCCCCAACUGGAAGACGUCUCUGUGUUUCUGAAAGAAAGGUCUGGCUUCACGGUGAGACCGGUGGCUGGAUACCUGAGCCCACGAGACUUUCUGGCAGGACUGGCCUACAGAGUGUUCCACUGUACGCAGUACAUCCGGCAUGGCUCAGACCCCCUCUACACCCCGGAACCAGACACAUGUCAUGAACUCUUGGGACAUGUUCCACUACUUGCGGAUCCUAAGUUUGCUCAAUUUUCACAAGAAAUAGGUCUGGCGUCCCUGGGAGCAUCAGAUGAAGAUGUUCAGAAAUUAGCCACAUGCUAUUUCUUCACAAUUGAGUUUGGUCUUUGCAAGCAAGAAGGACAACUACGGGCAUAUGGAGCAGGACUCCUUUCCUCCAUUGGAGAAUUAAAGCAUGCCCUUUCUGACAAGGCAUGUGUGAAAGCCUUUGACCCAAAGACAACUUGCUUACAGGAAUGCCUUAUCACCACCUUCCAGGAAGCCUACUUUGUUUCAGAAAGUUUUGAAGAAGCCAAAGAAAAGAUGAGGGACUUUGCAAAGUCAAUUACCCGUCCCUUCUCAGUAUACUUCAAUCCCUACACACAGAGUAUUGAAAUUCUGAAAGACACCAGAAGCAUUGAAAACGUGGUGCAAGACCUUCGCAGUGAUUUGAACACAGUCUGUGACGCCUUGAACAAAAUGAACCAAUAUCUGGGGAUUUGAUGCCUGGAACCGGUGUUGUUGUCAGCAUGAUCUUUUUGGGGCUUAGCAGCAAUUCAGUCAAUGUCAUUUAACACUGAUAACUUUCUGUGUCAAAGCUAGUUAGCAUGCAAUUCCAUGUAUCUGUACCUACUUGUAACUUACUGUGUUAGUAUGUAAAACACCAAAAGAAACCCAAAUAACUACUUGUAUGAAAGAAUGUAAUAUGUUUAAGUGUCAUAGAUUUGACAAGGCUGCUUAGUGUCCUUAACCAAACUGCAUCUAUUUAAAAUUUGUAGCAAAUAACCCUCUUAGGAUCCUAGCUUAUGCCCUUUUCUUUCUCAGAUUUGAGCCUUUUCCUCUGUGUUCAUUACAUAAAAUGAAAACAACAGUGAAGCUGUUUCUAUUUUCAAUAGUAUCAGUGUUUUCACAGCAUUAUUUGAGACAAACCUAGAAUUGUAGGAAACUUCCCAUCACAGUAACAAGAGAUGCAAUAUUCUGUUUCAAAAAUUGUUGAGGUAACAAAGUAGCUGGAAUGAUUUUUAGGUUGAGUAUAUAUAAAAUGCAAGAAAAGAGAACAUUUUACAAACAGAAUAUAUAGGUUGCAUUGAUCUUGUAGAAACUGAGUUGCGAGAAGCUUCCUAAAGUAUUUUGGAAGAUAAGAUUCUAGAAAGGACAUUAGGAAAAACUAAACAGCGGGCAAUAAAUCUUGUGACUAUGAAUUUUAUGCUGGGAUAAAGUGAAUUAU
This is a messenger RNA of Microcebus murinus (gray mouse lemur), 2339 nucleotides long. It is a transcript of the gene TPH2, whose product is annotated as tryptophan hydroxylase 2. Gene Ontology annotation, cellular component: neuron projection. The record is from RefSeq and is a predicted model, not a curated record. Gene Ontology annotation, biological process: serotonin biosynthetic process; aromatic amino acid metabolic process. Lineage: Eukaryota; Metazoa; Chordata; Mammalia; Primates; Cheirogaleidae. Gene Ontology annotation, molecular function: tryptophan 5-monooxygenase activity; iron ion binding.